This is a messenger RNA of Sardina pilchardus (European sardine), 1713 nucleotides long. RefSeq names its product melanophilin a (gene mlpha). The record is from RefSeq and is a predicted model, not a curated record. Lineage: Eukaryota; Metazoa; Chordata; Actinopteri; Clupeiformes; Clupeidae. The transcript has 14 exons. Gene Ontology annotation, molecular function: actin binding; myosin binding; small GTPase binding. The coding region runs from base 1 to 1713 and encodes 570 amino acids. Gene Ontology annotation, cellular component: cortical actin cytoskeleton. Gene Ontology annotation, biological process: intracellular protein transport.
AUGGACAAGAAGCUGGACCUGACCCGUCUGACGGACGAGGAGGCCAAGCACGUCUGGGAUGUGAUCCAGCGAGACUUCAACCUGAGGAAGAAGGAGGAGGAGAGGCUGGGGCAACUGAAGACCCAGCUGGAGAAGGAGGACAACAAGAGGGAGCUGCUGACCUCUCAGUCCAGCCUGACGGAGUCUCACUGCAUCCACUGCCUGCAGCCCUUCAAGUUCCUGGUCAACAGCAAGCGCCAGUGUCUUGACUGCGGCCUCUACACCUGCAAGUCCUGCAGCCGCUACAGCAAGAAGGACCACGGAUGGGUGUGCGACCCUUGUCGCAUGGGCAGGCUCCUGAAGAUUGGAACACUGGGGUGGUACCAUGACAACGUGCGCACCCGCUUCAAACGUUUUGGCAGCGCCAAGGUGAUGAGGUCACUGUACAAGAGGCUGAAUGGAGAACGGCCCCGAGAGGACGACACCAUCAGCAUGCCUGAAGUCCGCAGUGCUUAUAACGGUCACCAUGAAGAGGACUUCAUAGACCCGACUGAAGCUCAGCGAUGCAGAAUGCUGAGGAAAAACAAGCGCCUUCUGUCUGUCCACCCGAUGGACUUUGAUGUGGAGGAGUACAUGGUCAACUCUCGCCGGCAGUCUGUGCAGUACAUUCAUGAGGAGAGAGGCUCUCGCAACGACCUGGACUACAGUGCAGACAUGUACCACCAACAACGCAUGAACCGCAGGAAGAGCCUGGACAGAUACACACGACCCGACGAUGGCUAUGCGGAGCACAGGAUGGUGCGUGCGCGCUCCCUGUCCAAGAUCAGCGGGCCGGUGCCCCAGCGGCAGGUGUACCUGGACACGUCGGAGGAGGAGGACGCCUUCCGCUACCCCGUCUACCAGCUGCCCCCCCGCCGCCGCAGCAGCAGAGCCUCCUCUCAGGAGAACAUCAACCAGCCCCCACCGAUUAACGAGCUGAGCAAGCGCAUGUCUGCUAUCGAGAGCCUCCUGAAUCGACUGGAGGAGAAGAUCCCUUCACCCCCUGAGCCUCCGCGCGGCUCGUCGGGGAACCAGCACGUGGAGGCGGAGAAGCUGAGGAGGAAGCUGGACGAGCUGAUGAGCGACCGGGCGCUCUCGUCCGACGAGGAAGACUCCGGCAAGAGAAGCACCCAGCCGAGAGGCGCUGGGAUGAAGGGUGCUCCGCUGGUGCCCCCGACCUCAGAGCUGGCCGAGUCCAGCUCCUCCAGUGACGAGCCUACAGAGGCUCAGAAGAGAUCGUCUGCCGCCGCCCUUUGUGACAUCACCACUCAGGUUCUAAGAACCAUUAACGCGACAGAAAGCGCAAUGGCCGAGUUGAACCCCUCACUGGCCACAAGCCUCACUGGCCCCUCACAAGACAGAGCUCAGUUAGCGGGGGCGGAUGUCAGGCAAGCAGAUGAGACUUACAGAGAACUUGAGGAGAAUGUGUACCUGGCAGCAGGGAAGUCCUUCGACAUGGAGAAGACACUGGAGGACCUGGAGCACAACACCAGGAACCAGUACGGCUGCAUGACGGACUCGGAGCUGUCCGAGCUGGAGGACCAGGUGGCCAAGGCGGCCGCCAAGGUCCAGUCCACGGAGAGCGAGGUGUCGGACAUCGAGAAUAGGAUCGCGUCCCUCGACACUACGGGACUUACCACAGAGAGGUUAAAGGUCAAAAAGGACACCCCUAAACCUAAACCGACCCCAACAUAG